UAUGUAGAUAUUCCUUAUUCCAGUUAGUGGUGACGGAUAAUUGCGGUCGAGGUCAAACUGUAAUGUUUGCGUGGACUCGAAGGGAAAAGCGUGCCGAUGUGACAUGGAUUUUAGAUCAAUUCAAAGAGAUAAUGGGUGACACAAUGUUGACUGAAACAUUUGUGAUGGGUUGCGCACGAUGUGAAAGCGCGGCUGUCUGUAUAACACACGGACAUGCAAACAUAAUUUUGUGCGCCUUUCAUGUAAUUCGCGCUUUCCGAAAAAAGGUACACCAAUGGUUACUUAUAUAAAAUUGCCCUUAGACAAACGACAAAAUAAUGAAAACCUACUUAAUUCGAUUGGUAACUGCGGAGACGGUUGGAAGGUAAUUUUUGUAAUGUGUUUAUUCACUAGAUUUAAUCAAUAUUACAGAAUAAUAAAUCGGCGGGACAGAUUGAUAGGUCAGUACCUGUCACGUUUUCGGAUGGCACGUAAGACAAUGUGGGCGCGUGCCUUUUACGGUCAUGUUUUAACAUUGGGUAACAGCACGAAUAAUCGUGUUGAAUCGCUAAAUAGGCAAAUUAAACGAUACGUACGAAAAAGUGAUAGUCUGUACAAAUAUAUGUACAAGGCUUUAAAAUGGAGUGAAAUGACGUCAACUAGAAGAAGUAUCGAAGAUCAAGUGAUAGCCGGAAGAUCUUAUAAAUAUAAUGCUCCACAGCGUCUUAUACCCCUGCUAAACAUUUUGACCCCAUUCGCAAGAUCUAAAUUGUUAUACGAACUUAAACAAAUGCGUUUCGUCUACGUGGAAUAUGAAAGCGGCGACUGGUUGUUUAUGGUUGACCGCGGACAACAUUAUGAAGUGGAUAUAAGCAUUUAUCAAUGCAAUUGUAGCACGUUUAUGAUGUGUCGAUAUCCCUGCCGUCACAUGCUACUUGCCUACGUUAAAAGACGAAAUCUUACUGGCAAGCUAUAUCAAUUAUGAAAUACUAACUGCAUAGCUCAUCAACUUCUUAGGCAUUGUAGCAGAUGGAAGUUACAUAAUACCCAGAACUUCCAAAAUUAUACAUUAACUGCAUUACCACGACGGAGUGAAGUGUAUAUAAGUAUUCAACGAAGCCAAAGAAUCCAUAAGCAUCGCAUCAUUGAGAAGUAUGGUGAACGUUUCGCAACGGAAGUUGAGAAGAAAGUGGACAAUUAUUACUUAAGAAUUCUUAAUACCAACUUGUAAACUUGAUUUUCUGCUUUAGCAGCAAUG
Schistosoma haematobium is the source of this 1237-nucleotide messenger RNA. RefSeq lists its product as uncharacterized. NCBI's taxonomy places the organism in Eukaryota, Metazoa, Platyhelminthes, Trematoda, Strigeidida, Schistosomatidae. The transcript has a single exon. The record is from RefSeq and is a predicted model, not a curated record. Bases 275 to 964 code for a protein of 229 amino acids. Gene Ontology annotation, molecular function: zinc ion binding.